UCUCUAAACGCAAAAAGGUCUCCACAAUCUUUUUCUGCUCUCUUAUAAACCCCUCUUCCCAUGUCUCUCUUUACCUCACUCAGAAGAAACCUCUAGCUCCUCUGCUUUCACCUCCGAAUUCUCUCCCAUUCACGCCGAAGGAACCCACGCAGACCCUUCAAAAACAUCAACGUCUGACUGGGAUUUCUUCUUUCUUCACAGCGAGCUCGCUCUCUCCUCCGUUUUUCUGCUUCAUGUUUGGAGAUUUGGGAUGGGUUUCUUGCACCUAAACGCUUUUGGUAUCCGAUUCUGUUUUUGGUUCAGUCGAAUUAGUUUUUGAAAUCAAAACCAGGAUAUCUAUUCUUUCGAUUCGAAGAGGAACCUGUUCUGAUAUUUACUUACUUUGGUGAUCCUCUGACCCAUCUCGAAUUCUCUUCAGUCAUUUCUAUACAUAGAAUUGUCGCCAGGUUUUCCUUAUCGGAGCCUUAAGGGAGCGAGUCAGGGAGAGAGCAGAGCAGAGCGAAUACAUAUUGGUUUGGGAUUUUCAUUUGUUUUUGGUAUCCGAUGGCUUCUAAGAAUAGUGGCAAAUCCAAGAUGGGUGUUGAUGAAUCACAGAAGAUGAACCAAGAUUGGGAGAUUGACAAAGGCAAGGAUCUUGAUUUUAGCUCUGAGAGAUGGCGAUGGAAGCCCGUUUUUGAUGAUGCUUCCAUGUCGAAUAGGCCUCUCAAGAAGAUCCGAAGCCCGGAACGUCAAGACCCAAUUAUGUCUUCUGCUUCUUUAUCUCACCAACCUUCCUUUUCAAUUCCCAGCUCUCUAUCUCCUACUUCAACUUCCUCCGUCACUCUUUGUCCCCCUUCAAGAAUUGUGUUUCCUUUUGCUUUUGAUGGGUCUCAACAAUCUUUUCAAUAUCCCCACCAAUUUAGUGCAACUUUGCCGAUGUACCGCCCACCACAGCUGCAAGUACCCCAAAAUCAGCAGGACAUGAUUUCUUUCACCUCAAACCAACAACACAACAUCGCUUAUCCGCCGUUCUUGGGCGGAGACGCCGCGCUGAUGCACCCCCAGCAACAGCAGCACCUUCUUCAAUAUUGGAGUGAUGCAUUGAAUUUAAGCCCCAGAGGAAGGAUGAUGAUGAUGAAUAGGUUGGGGCCGGACGGUAGGCCCUUGUUUAGGCCUCCGUUGCAGCCCUUAAAUACAACCAAGCUCUAUAGGGGUGUGAGGCAACGACAUUGGGGAAAAUGGGUCGCUGAAAUCCGUCUCCCUCGCAAUAGGACUCGCCUUUGGCUCGGCACAUUCGACACAGCCGAAGAUGCUGCCUUAGCAUAUGAUCGCGAGGCCUUCAAGUUGAGAGGCGAGAAUGCUAGGCUCAAUUUUCCUGAGCUCUUUCUUAAUAAGGAUAAAGCAGCGUCAACAGAACCUAGUUCGACUACCUCUUCUCCCUCAACUCCACAUGCAAGUUCAAGGCCAAGUCGGUACUCGAAGCAACCUGAACAAGCUCCGGAAGGCCGUGAUUUUCAGGCUUUGAAUAUGGAGAUGAUGCCACCACCACCACUUCCACAGCCACCGCUACAGACUCGAGAAGAUAAUCCAGACAGUGAUUCAGGAUUGGGGUCAAGCGAGGCUGCAGCGAGUGAUGAAAUCCAGGCUAUUGCAUCAGGUGCUGAUGUAGGUGAAGGUGUUUCAGAGUCACAGGAAUUAGUAUGGGGAGAUAUGCAAGAGGCGUGGUUCAAUGCAAUUGCAGCAGGAGGUUGGGGGCCGGGUAGUCCUGUGUGGGACGAUCUGGACACUACCAAUAAUCUACUGUUGCAGACACAGCUUCCCUUUGCUAAUCGGAAUCAGCAGGAACUCAAUGAUUCUGAUCUUCAGAGGCAGCAAGAGAACUUAGCCUUGCCCUCCUCCUCCUCCUCCUCCUCAUCUUGUCCAAUGAAACCCUUCUUUUGGAAGGAUCAUGAUUGAUUUAUUAGAUAAUCAUCAUUAGUGGUCGAAACCCGUGCACACACCACAUCCACAACCUCCCCCACCCAGGCAGAACUUUUUCACUAUUGGUCCUAAGUUAUGGAAGGAGGAUUAGAUAGCCUCCCAAUAUCCUUCUACUCUUUGCAAUUUGCAUUUUAGGAGAGUUUAGUCGAGUCCCACCUUUCCCGCUCACUGGUUGCACUUUUUUCACAAAACAACCUGUGAUUCCAUUUCGAGGUUUCCUAACUUUCAUAGGAUCUUUGAAGCUUCAAAGUUCAAUCCAUCUUUGCUUUAACUUCUUCUGCAGUUAAUAAGCACUUCCCCACCUAAUUAUACCUUAGAUUCUCCCCACUCCAUCUGCUUCAAAAGGCUGCAUAUUUUUCCCGGCCUUUCAGCAGUGGCAGUUCAGCUCAUUCCUUGCGUGCCAAGGCUUUUAAUCCUUGUUGUAGUAGUCUCAUGCGUGUCAGUAGACUGUAGGCAUUGUUUAGCAGUGAUGUUUUAGCUUUUGUUGUUGUCAAGGACAUGCAGUAGUUGUAGUUGAUCUAGUGCUGGACCGGCACAGGAGACGGUUUUGUGAUCUCCCUAGUUGGCCCGUCUAUCAAGAGCUUUGUUUUUCAGCUCGGAAGAUGGAAUCAGUUUGUUAUUUUGUACAUUGAGUAGUUUGUCUUAAUCGUACCAUUGUAAUGUUAAAUUCCCUUUUCUUUUUCAGUAGUAGUUGUAAUGACAGAUCAAACAAUUUGCAGCAUUCUGAUUGUCAUUAAUGUAUGGGUGAUAUUCUA
Messenger RNA from Carya illinoinensis, 2714 nucleotides. RefSeq names its product ethylene-responsive transcription factor ERF054-like. The transcript is spliced from 2 exons. Lineage: Eukaryota; Viridiplantae; Streptophyta; Magnoliopsida; Fagales; Juglandaceae. Bases 544 to 1935 code for a protein of 463 amino acids. Gene Ontology annotation, biological process: regulation of DNA-templated transcription. The record is from RefSeq and is a predicted model, not a curated record. Gene Ontology annotation, molecular function: DNA-binding transcription factor activity; DNA binding.